Rhizophagus irregularis DAOM 181602=DAOM 197198 is the source of this 1177-nucleotide messenger RNA. RefSeq lists its product as uncharacterized. Lineage: Eukaryota; Fungi; Glomeromycota; Glomeromycetes; Glomerales; Glomeraceae. The record is from RefSeq and is a predicted model, not a curated record. Gene Ontology annotation, molecular function: protein binding.
AAAAAAAUAAAAAAUGAAAUUUUACGGAAUAUUAUCUAAAGAAUAUUAUGAUGCGUUUAAAUCUAGUGAAUUUUAUGAUAUUGAAAUAUUAGUUGGAAAGAAACCAGAUAUUAAAAAAUUUAAGUUACAUUCUUUAAUAUUAAAAAUACGAUCACCUUUUUUUCGUAGUGAAUUAUCAAAUAACAAGAAAUUAAAAUAUGAAAAUAAUAUUAUUAAAUAUGAAAAACCAAAUAUUUCCGUAAAGGUAUUUGAUAUUCUUGUAAGGUAUAUAUAUGGCGGUAAUAUUGAUGUUUAUAAGAAUGACGUUAAAACAAAUAUUUCACUUUUAGUCGCGGCCGAUGAAUUACGUCUUUAUUGUUUAAACGGUGUUAUUAUACCACAUCUUUUUAAAGAUCAAGAAUUAUUAAGACAAAAUUUCGUUCUUAUUCAACAUGUUAUAACGAAACACACUCAAUUUCCAAGAUUAACUCAAUUUUAUAAAACAACUAUUAAACAAGAUCCUUCUAUUAUCUUCAAAACGGGUGACUUUGUCACUAUUGAAAAAGAUGUCUUACUAAAUCUGGUGAAAAAUAAUACUUCUUUUAAACAGAUUGAUGUUUGGGGUAAACUUAUAGAAUGGGCAAUUGCACAAUCUCGAGAAUUAUCAUCGGAUACGACAAAAUGGACUAAAGACAAUAUAACAACAUUUGGGAACUUAAUUCAACCAUUUAUUCCACAUAUUAAAUUUGAAGAAAUCAGUCCCAAAGAUUUCUCUCAAAAGAUCAAACCAUUUAAGAGUAUUUUCGAUAUAGAUUUUUACGUACAAAUACUUGAAUAUUAUUCUUCAAAUGAAGAAUCUCAUUCAAAAUUUGGAAUAAAUUUAAUGAAAAUAGAUUCUAGAAUUAUUAAUUCUGAUCAUGCACUUUUAAUUGGAAAUUUUAUUAAGAUAGCAGCACAAUAUGGUAGGGAUGUUACUUUUGAUUUUGAAUUACUUGUACGUGGAAGUAGGGAUGGAUUUGAUCUUCAAAACUUUCAUGAUAAUUGUAAUGAGAAAGGUCCUACUAUUACUAUUGUUAGUGUUAAAAAUACUGAUGAAAUACUUGGAGGUUACAAUCCUUUAAAUUUUGGAUCGACGAGAGAAUAUUAUGUUUGUGAGGAUAGUUUUCUUUUUUCUUUAUUACGGUAAUGCGGGGCAUAG